Drosophila mojavensis is the source of this 2277-nucleotide messenger RNA. RefSeq lists its product as uncharacterized. Lineage: Eukaryota; Metazoa; Arthropoda; Insecta; Diptera; Drosophilidae. The coding region runs from base 452 to 1222 and encodes 256 amino acids. The transcript is spliced from 5 exons. The record is from RefSeq and is a predicted model, not a curated record.
UGUGCACCUCAGUCCAAGGUGAGCGCUCGUGCUGUUCGGUUUGGUUUCUUUUGGCUUGGUUACACGCACUCACAUACACAUACACACAUAGAAACACAUAUAUAUGUAUAUGUAUAUAUACAUAUAUAUAGAGAGAUAUAGAGAUAUAUUGCCGCGUUGUUCCACUCCUCCUCACUGAAAGACCAAAGACGGCUGAGCUUGAAAUUGAAAUUCUUUUGUGUUCCCUGGCCCUGAAUCGUGUGCGCUCGCUCUGUUACGUGUUUCGAUCAAGUGCGGUGCAGAAAGCAAAUAAAAUUUGUAUACACAAAAAAGUAAAAAAAUAAUAAAGAAAACAUAAAAAAAAACACCAACAAAAGGUGAAAAAAAAAAAACGUUAACAAGAAUCAUCGCUGCUGCCAAGUACAGCAGGCCAACAAACACACAAACAAACAACCAAACACACUGUUUAAAAAUGGAAUACCGGUGCUUAAGUAGAAUUUCUGUCAAACAUCUAACGGCACUCUGCGUCAUCAGCAUUGCACUCACCUGCGCCAAUGCGGCGCUGUGGCCCAGCUUUAGCAGCGGCAGCAGCAGCAGCAAAGCGGACGAUGCGCCGCCCAGUAAAUGCGUCGGCGCGCGUGGUCUGAAAUAUUUAUCUGGUGAUGCGUUGACAGAUUCACUAGACUGCCUGGGUCCCAAUAAUGCGCCAUAUCCAAGCGCGGCCGUUGCGCGCACAUUCUCCAAUUGGAACGGAAAUUCGCGACGUGGACGUCAAAGCAAAUUGCCCAGCACAUUGGAUCCAGCAAUAACCACGAGUGCACUGUUGAGGGCCUACGAUGAGGUAAACAAUGAGGCUAUCGGAAGCAGUCGUUAUGGUCGUUCGCUUAAGAACGCAUCGCCGGCACAACAGUGCAAGAGCGACACGCCAGCGCGACUCUGCAAAACGCGCUACAACACAACCGCACCCAUGUAUGGCGUUAGCUUGACCUCUGGUCAGCCCGUGACAAUUGUACAAAAAUUUCCCGAUCUUCUGCAACAGGUGGUCUUCGAGGUGUGCGAAUCCUCUGAAUGCGAUGUAGUGCGUGGCGAAUGCACGCAAACGUAUGUGCCUUAUUUAUUCCUGGUCAUACCCCUUGGACCAGUGACGCUCACUGGCCAGGAUUAUGUGCUCGUUGAGAGCGGUUGUGUGUGCAAACCGAAAUAUUCGACGGGCGCUGCUCAAGAGCCGAACAUGAUACCGUAAGUGGGAUGGAGAGUGUACUUGACACUGGUAUACAACAGCAACCAAAAGAACUGAGCGAGUUUAUGGGGAUGGAGCAGCUAAAUUUACUUAAAUUUGGAAUUAUUUUUUGUAGCAAAAUCGUAUUUUCAAUGUUUUUUAUUCGCUUUUCGUUUGUCUCUCUUCAUACACAUAAUGCUGUUAGAAUGAAAUAGGCUUUUGCUCGAAAAAUAAUGCUUAAAUUAAGUUUUAAAUUAAAAUAAAUCGAAUAAAUUAUUUAACAUUACAAUGAAGAAACUUCCUCGGCAGAUUAAUUUAUUUGAUUUGUGCUAAAAAGAAAAGAUAAUAAGAGACAAAUGAUGCAAAACACGCAGUUUAAACGGCAUAAACAAAUUUAGUUCAUAAUUACAUAUAAUAAAUUAAUUAUAACAAGCCUUUUUAACGUUUUGUUAAAAUUUAUGUGUAUGUACUAAUUUUAAAUUAAAUAAAUUAUUUAAAUAAACAAUUUAAUUGAAAUAGAUUUGAUAUCAUUCGAUAAGCGCAGUUAAAUACCUUUAACGGUCUACUUUUUGAACUGCAAUUUAAUGGUAAAUCGAGUGCGAUACAUUUAUCCUAUACAAGGUGAGUUUCUGCGGUGAAGUAUCGCUUGCGCAUCAAAGUCACCACUAUCGAUACGAUGUAGCGCAAAGUGCAUGCGCUGCCGCUACAACUAUCGCUCAUCACUCUGCCUGCCGUGUAUCGUUUUGCUUCGUCUCAGCACUAGCUACACGCAUAAAUUUUUAGCGAAAAUUUAGAAAACGAGCAAACAGAAGCUAAAAAAAGUGCAGCGAGUGUAAAUUGGCAUACAGUUUAACAAUUACAUUGUGUAAUUACACUGAUUGCAUAGUUAUUUUCGUGCAUUUAGCGCCGCAUACUUAAUCGCCCCGCACUCGCACUAACACACACGCGCUGAGUGUUUUGUGUGUGUGUGUGUGCCCGUGUGUACAUGUGCAUGUGUGUGUAUAGGUGACAAUUUUGUUGCGUGGUGCCGGGUUACAGUUAAAUAUUACAGAAUUUUUGUUGAUUUGCGAGCGCGCGCA